AUGCCUAUUCGGUCGCAGUCUGUCCGGACGCGGCGGCCACCGACCGCAGCACGGCCCGAACCCCUUCCCCGUUCCGAGUCGUCAACGAGAGCCGAGUCCUCGCGUCCCCAGCGUCGCAGCAGUCAGCGAUCAAGCACGACCCAGUCGCCCCGGCAUCCGCAGCCCGACAUGCCCGCUCCGACCGAAGAGGUUCCGGACAGGGCCGUCGACCCCCAGGGGCAGCGCGCGUCCAAGCAGAGAUACCGCACUGUCAUCCCAGCCCCGUCGGGAAACUAUGCCUUUAUAAAGACCAUUGGACAAGGGAGCAUGGGUAAAGUGAAGUUGGCCAAGAAGGAAGGCACAGGUGAAUUGGUCGCUUGCAAAAUCAUCGAGAGGGUAUCGGCCGAUGACGGCCGCCAGAGCAGAGAAGAUCGGGAGAGGGCCGACGCUGCCAGGGAGGACCGCAACGCCCGUGAAGCUGCCAUCGUCAGUCUCCUGAAUCACCAGUACAUCUGCGGGCUGCGCGACAACUUGCGGACACGAUGGCACUGGUAUAUGCUCUUUGAAUACGUCAAUGGCGGCCAGAUGCUCGACUACAUCAUCUCCCACGGGAAACUCAAGGAGAAGCAAGCCAGGAAGUUUGCGCGCCAGAUAGCGAGCGCCGUCGACUACUGCCAUCGAAACAGCAUCGUCCAUCGAGAUCUAAAGAUCGAAAACAUUCUGAUCAGCAAGACAGGUGACAUCAAGAUCAUCGACUUUGGCCUCAGCAACCUUUUCUCGCCAGACGAGGACAGGAAACUCAAGACAUACUGCGGCAGCCUCUACUUCGCCGCCCCGGAGCUGCUCCAAGCGAGACCGUACACAGGGCCCGAGGUUGACGUGUGGAGCUUCGGCGUGGUUCUCUUUGUGCUCGUCUGCGGCAAGGUGCCGUUUGAUGACCAGUACAUGCCCGCCUUGCACCAAAAGAUCAAGAAGGGCGUAGUUGACUACCCCAACUGGCUCUCGAGCGAAUGCAAGCAUCUUAUUUCCCGCAUGCUAGUCACGGACCCAAGGCAGCGCGCUACUAUGCACGAAGUCAUGAACCACCCGUGGAUGAUUAAAGGUUACAAUGGCCCUCCCGAUAACUUCCUCCCGCAUCGCGAGCCUUUAAAACUGCCGCUCGACGAGGAGGUCAUUGCACAUAUGACGGGAUUCAAGUUUGGCUCCCCAGACCACAUUCGCGAGGAACUGACGAGGAAAAUCACAUCGCCAAAGUACCAAGCAGCAGCCCGGCGCGUGGAAAAGGAGAGAGAGCAGCCGCAGCCUACGCCCAAGGAUGUCGAUAGGAGACGAGGCUUCGGUUUCGAUUUCUAUAAGCGUCGAAAUUCCAUAACCAGCAGGGACACUUUGACCAACGGCAGUGCAGACGGCCUGCCCAUCGGCGAUGAUCCGCUGAACGCAUAUGACCCCAUGAUUUCCAUCUACUAUCUCGUCCGGGAAAAGCUUGAGCGGGACCGGCAAGAGGCACAAACCGCACAACCAGCAGUGCCACCCAAGGUGCAAGUCCCGCCGUCUCCGCAACAAGCCCAGCCGUCGCCGGCUUUGCUCUCGCCUGUUCCGCGGCCAAAGGAGAAGCAUUCCCUUGCCGAAAUUGUCCCGCCGCAGCCGGCGCAUACCGACGGCGGCCCGCGGACCCGGACGAGAGCAAGGUCACACAGCGAAGACCAGGUUAGGGAGCCGGCCAAUCACGGCCUCCUCUCGCCGGACAUGGUGCCGCCCAAGAAGAGCGGCAACGGGCCCGUGUCGCUUCUGCGGAGGCUCAGCACACGCGACAGGAGGAAGGAGCCUUCCGAGGCAAAAGCCAGCAUCAUACAAAAAUCCGUCUCAAUGCGCGCCAAAUCGCUCGGCCACGCCCGCCGGGAGAGCAUCCAGGCGCGCCGCGCAAAGCGCGAGGCCGAGGCGCGCGACCAGCAACUGCACCCGCCGCAGACGCCGCACCAUCACGAGCCGGUCAAGGAGGAGACGGACGCCGAGCUGGGACUCGAGGUCGAGCCCGGCGAGACGAGCGGGGGAUCCCACGAGCGGCUCGAGCCCGAGGAUCCGGACCUCGCCAAGCCCGUGUAUCUUAAGGGUAUCUUCAGCGUCUCGACCACGUCCACCAAGCCGCUACCGGAGAUCAGGGCGGACAUCAAGCGUGUGCUCAAGAUGCUCGGGGUUGACUACACCGAAAUCAAGGGUGGUUUCAGCUGCACGCAUGCGCCGAGCAUCGCCGAGGAGGAUAGGUAUUUCUCCACGAGCGGCCGUGGCGGCUCUGGUGGCGGCAGUGAUGGACGCCAGGGGGAUGGCGAGAUACGGUUCGAAAUUGUCAUUGUCAAGGUGCCUAUCGUCAGCCUGCACGGCGUGCAGUUCAAGAGGGUUGGCGGCGAUACGUGGCAGUAUAAGGCCAUGGCGGAGCAGAUUGUGCGGGAGUUGAGAUUGUGA
Parathielavia appendiculata is the source of this 2439-nucleotide messenger RNA. RefSeq names its product Pkinase-domain-containing protein. The record is from RefSeq and is a predicted model, not a curated record. Gene Ontology annotation, molecular function: protein serine/threonine kinase activity; ATP binding; tau-protein kinase activity. Gene Ontology annotation, cellular component: cytoplasm. NCBI's taxonomy places the organism in Eukaryota, Fungi, Ascomycota, Sordariomycetes, Sordariales, Chaetomiaceae. The transcript is spliced from 3 exons. Gene Ontology annotation, biological process: protein phosphorylation; intracellular signal transduction; microtubule cytoskeleton organization. The coding region runs from base 1 to 2439 and encodes 812 amino acids.